CAGGUGGCAGUAAUGAGCUCAGGCUGUUUUAAACCUCCUUUUUUAAACCCACGAAGUAGUGUGUGAAACAUGGCGGACACAGAGCAGCAGUCAGGAUCUGCUCCUGAAGAUGAAGCGGCUGAAGUCCCAUCCAGCGACCCCUUCAUGGUCCCCAAGAAAGAGAUCAACAUGGUGCCUGACAUGGGCAAGUGGAAGAGGUCUCAGGCGUACGCUGACUACAUGGGCUUCGUCCUGACCCUGAACGAAGGCGUGAAAGGGAAGAAGCUCACGUGUGAAUAUAAGGUGUCAGAGACGGUCGAGAAGUUAUUGGAGCUCUUGGAGACUCUGGAUCGAUGGAUCAACGAGACGCCUCCCGUCGACCAACCAUCCCGGUUUGGGAAUAAGGCCUACAGAACCUGGUACAGCAAGCUGGAUCAGGAAGCAGAGGCCUUGGUGUCCACGUUGCUCCCUGAAGAUAAAAGUGCCGCAGCUCCAGAGAUUGCCGUCUACCUGAAAGAGUCUGUGGGGAACUCCACCAGGAUAGACUACGGGACAGGUCAUGAAGCUGCGUUCGCUGCAUUCCUCUGCUGCCUCUGUAAGGUCGGGGCGCUCCGAAUCGAUGAUCAGCUGGCUAUUGUUUUUAGAGUUUUUAACAGGUAUCUGAUGGUGAUGAGGAAGCUGCAGAGAACUUACAGAAUGGAGCCUGCUGGAAGUCAAGGUGUGUGGGGACUGGACGACUUCCAGUUCCUGCCAUUCAUCUGGGGAAGCUCCCAGUUUGUAGAUCACCCGACGCUGGAGCCUCGGCACUUCAUAGACGAGAGGGUGGUGAACGAGCAUCACCAGGACUACAUGUUCCUGGACUGCAUCAAGUUUAUUAACGAGAUGAAGACGGGUCCGUUUGCCGAACACUCCAACCAGCUGUGGAACAUCAGCGCUGUUCCUUCCUGGUCCAAAGUCAACCAGGGUCUGAUCAGAAUGUACAAGGCCGAGUGUUUGGAGAAGUUCCCCGUGAUCCAGCACUUCAAAUUUGGUAGCCUGCUCCCCAUCCAGCCAACGAAGCCUUGACACCCAAGCCCCGCACACGACGGAAAGACCAAAACCCUGACGGUUGGAACCAACAGCUUCCCCUUCCUCUGACAUCCUUUUGUGCAAAUACAACCGUAGCAGAAAUCCACCACCGUAGUCUGACGCACGCACUCCCACAUGUGCACGCAUGUGGUCUUUACAGCUUGUAGGUCCAUCCAUAACUUUAAUGCAGAGCAUGUUGUGGACGACCUUUUGUGACUUUGGAGCAUCUUGGUAUUUUUGUUGUUUUAUUUAUAUAAUGGAUAGAGUUUGAUUCAGGCUCCUUUUUGAUUGAUGGGUGGAUUAGAGGUGUGCUCAUUGAUGCUUGAAUUUACCUCAGAGUUUGGAUCCUGACCCGCUGAGUGAGGUGAUGACGACUGUUUGACUUUUUCCACAUCUUUUGCCAUGGGUCCUUCUUCCACUUUGGGUAUUUUCUCAGUUUGCUUUUGAAGCCAAAUGUUUUAUUUCUAUGAAUAAGUACCAGUAUUAUUAAUAUCCUCAUUAUGAGAAGGAUUGGAUCUUUAAAGUAAAGUUACAGCAGCUCAUCCAAAAUAAAAUGUACAGGCUUUCUGUCACCAUAUCUCAAGAAUCGUUGCAUGAAAUCUCUCAGUAGUUUUGUUUCCUCUCACAGUCGGUCCACGACAACAAUCUGCACUCGUCUUCAUCAUCGUCUCCAGGUUCAGUUUAUUAUAUUCGGCCUGUUUAGUUAAAGAUAAGAAAUAAUAAACCAUGCUCGUGUUGUGCUGUGCAGCGCUUUCCCACCAAAUCCUCCAAAGUGAAACUGUGCAGUCUUUUCACUCUGCUUUUAAACGAGUGUUAAAUUCUGCAUCAUGUUCGAUCGGCAUGUCUGAAACAUCUCGGCACGUUGUGUUUUUUAUUUAGUUAAAGAAAUGCUAUUUUUGUGUUAUUAUGUUGACCUUUGAACCUGAUUUAAUAAAUUCUUUCCUUUACA
Messenger RNA from Notolabrus celidotus (New Zealand spotty), 1996 nucleotides. It is a transcript of the gene ptpa, whose product is annotated as protein phosphatase 2 phosphatase activator. The transcript has 10 exons. The coding region runs from base 70 to 1044 and encodes 324 amino acids. Gene Ontology annotation, molecular function: peptidyl-prolyl cis-trans isomerase activity; protein tyrosine phosphatase activator activity. Lineage: Eukaryota; Metazoa; Chordata; Actinopteri; Labriformes; Labridae. Gene Ontology annotation, biological process: mitotic spindle organization. The record is from RefSeq and is a predicted model, not a curated record. Gene Ontology annotation, cellular component: protein phosphatase type 2A complex; cytoplasm; nucleus.